Molecule: messenger RNA, 4616 nt
Organism: Carassius auratus (goldfish)
Lineage: Eukaryota; Metazoa; Chordata; Actinopteri; Cypriniformes; Cyprinidae
Product: myc box-dependent-interacting protein 1-like
Exons: 15
Coding region: 325-1554 (409 amino acids)
Cellular component (GO): cytoplasm; synaptic vesicle; plasma membrane
Molecular function (GO): tau protein binding; phospholipid binding
Source: RefSeq, a predicted model, not a curated record
CUAUCGUUUUCCAAUCGCUUGUCACCAGAGGCAAAUAACGGAACCCUUUUGACCAUAUAUUCUUUGAGAGUUUUAAGUUAAAAUUUUUGAUGGCGUAGUUUGGAAGGAGUUUAGUCCAAUAAUAACUCUCCGUGUCCACAUUUAGGACUCUGAAGUCGCGCACUGUCUCUUUAAGAGGGUUCACCCACCGACCUCCUGUUGAUCCGACGGUAUUUCCCCACACGUUACUGCUCUUCGGUGUCUCCUGCCAGUCUCACAGCGCUUUACUUCAUUCAUAACGGUUCCUUUAUUUAUUUAUUCACUUUGGAAACUUGAAGCUCAAACAUGGCAGAGGUAGGGAAAGGAGUCAACGCCGGGAAACUGGCCAGUAAUGUACAGAAGAGGAUAACUCGAGCACAAGAGAAGGUGUUGCAGAAGUUGGGAAAGGCGGAUGAAACAAAAGACACAGCAUUUGAGGAGGAAGUGGCCAAAUUCAACAAGCAGCUGGCUGAUGGCACCAAAUUGCAGAAAGACUUGAAGGCAUAUAUGGCAGCAGUGAAAACCAUGCACGAGUGUUCAAAGCGUCUACAGGACUGUCUGGCAGAAAUGUACGACCCCGAGUGGUUUGGCAAAGAGGAGGUGGACUCCAUCGCAGAGGACACUGACCUCCUGUGGCAAGAUUUCCAACAGAAGCUUGUGGACAGUGCCCUCCUUUCCAUGGACACAUAUUUGGCUCAGUUUCCAGACAUAAGGGCUCGCAUCGCUAAGCGCGAGAGGAAGCUGGUAGAUUUUGACAGUGCCAGACAUCAUUUUGCAUCUAUACAGAAAAGCAAGAAAAAGGAUGAGGCCAAAAUUGCCAAGGCUGAGGAAGAGUUAGGCAGAGCUCAGAAGGUAUUUGAGGAGAUCAAUUAUGAUCUCCAGGAGGAACUUCCCACCCUGUGGGACAGUCGUGUUGGCAUCUAUGUUAACACAUUCCAGAGCGUUGCCGGCCUGGAGGAAAAAUUUCACAGAGACAUGGGCAAACUGAACCACAAUCUGAGUGAUAUUAUGACCAAACUGGAAGAGCAGCGUCUAGCCAAAAAAAGUGUCCCGACAGCAAACACUGGGAAGAGUGAAGAAGCAGCCAAUCACAACCUCUCAGAGUCAGCGUCAGACCCCCCUAAAUCACCAGCAAAGUCCAGAGAAGGACCGCCGGUGUCACAGCCGCCCAGGCCGGCUUCAUCUCAGGAGGUGAAUCAGGACAACACCAUUAACCCGCUUGAAGAUGCAGUGGUGCCUGACAUUAACAGUUCCACCCAGCCACAGAAUGAAGCGCCAACAGUGACAAAUGGCUCAUCAGAUGCAGAGCUUCCUCCAUCUGUUCUCUAUAAGGUGAAAGUGAUGCAUGACUACGGAGCAACAGACAGCGAUGAACUUGAUCUGAAGGCUGGUGACAUUGUGCUUGUGCUUCCCUUUGCCAACCCAGAUGAACAGGAUGAAGGCUGGGUAAUGGGCGUAAAAGAGUCACACUGGCUUCAGAAUAAAAACCUCCUAGCUAAAGGAGUCUUCCCUGAAAACUUCACCCAGAAACUGUGAGCGGAACAGCCCUCUCAGAAUCAACUACUCUUAUACUUUGUGUCCUCACCACUUUACUGUGAUAACAUUUUUUAUAAAACAUCUUCAAAAAACAAGGGCUUCUCAAGCAAAAAGUAAAAAGAAGAAGCUCUAUUCAAUAUACUGUGGUCAUUUGGGGUAAGAAUAAACAUUAAAAGGUAUUAGAUGAUAUUUGCAGCAGCAUGUUUUACACAACUUCAUGGAGUAGUAUGGGCCAUGUACACACUGCAGUCAAACUCACUUGUCAGUUCAUCCUUUAAUGCCUAAUCCUGAUCUGUCCACACAGUUCAGUUAUUUUCAGGAGUGACAACCACAUGUACAAAACUUCUUCGCAGUUUGUAUACAACUGAAGAGAACAACUAGAUGUUAAUGAUGUAUUUAAACUAGAUAUGUUGUCUGCUUUAUGCACAGUGCAAGAAAGUCACAGGGAAGGAGAUACGCCAAGAGCCUUGAUUUGCAUAUGUUGCCAGGUCUUGCUAGAAAAAACAGCAAACAAGAAAAAAAAAUCCAAAUGAUUUAUUUUGAAAAUAAAACCAAAUAUUACAACCUGCACCUGCAUAAACUGGAUCGCUUUAUGAGCGAAACCAUAAGCAGUGGUGCCCCCGUGAAAAGCGAAUGGGCUAGUUUUGAGUAGCAUUGAGCGGGUUUUUCUGUGAAGCCCAAAUAGUGAUGUGACAUUCAGCCGAGUAUGGUGACCCAUACUCAGAAUUCAUGCUCUGCAGUUAACCCAUCCAAAGUGCACACACACAGCAGUGAACACACACUCACCGUGAACACACACCCGGAGCAAUGGGCAGAUAUUUAAUACUGCAGUGCCCAAGGAGCAGUUGGGGGUUCAGUGCCUUGCUCAAGGGCACCUAAGUCAUGGUGUUGCCAGCCUGAGAUUCAAACCCACAAUCCUAGGGUUAGGAGUCAAACUCUAACCACUAGGCCACAAUAUCCCAAAUAUGCUGCUAAUAAGUGGACAUGGCAACACUGCAAGAUCAUUCUUUGUGAAGCAGACUUUGAAAAAUAAACAACGCCUCUGUCAACAGUGAUUUUGUUACAAUUGUUGAAUGCAAUGAGUAUUUGGUUGCUGUAGUAUUACUUUAAUAAAAAAUAGUGGAUACCAAACACGCAAGACUCUAAAACUUUAAGAUUACCGUGGUGUCAGUCGUUGCACUUUGUCAAGUACACGCAUCAAUUUACAAUUUAGGGGAUUCAGUCCAGUAUUUUGUUGGGUUGUCACACCUGAAGCUUUACAGUGUGAACAUGGCCAUGAACACAAUUCAGACUGGGGCCGAUUUGAUUGUUUUUUGUCAAUGGGCCAUUUUGGGAAGAUAUAAAGCAUCAGUUUUUUUGCCCUAAUCUGAUAUGACACACAUAAAACAACGUAUUUGAGUGAAGUCUUUUACUCUGUUGUCAACAUGGAAUUAUUAUGCACAAUUCUUCAGUGCUUGUAAAAUAAAUGUGUUAGAUGCUGUUUCCACAAGUAUGAAUAGAAACAAAUAGCAUAUUGCAUACAAGUGCAAAGAGUGACAGAUGCUCUUCACACAAAGUAUAAAUAGAAUACACUUUUUGUACUAAAGGUAAAAUAUCUGGUGGGCAAAAAGUUUGUCUUCCUGCAUAGUCUGCUGACGUCACAAAUCACUGUCAGUAUCUCUCAAACCAAUCAAGUCCUGAAGUCCAGUAUACAAUAUAUACUGUUUUAUUCAGAAAUAUAACAUAUUUCAGGAAAAAAAAGUGCUAAGUGCAAACUACAUUUAAUGUUGACUUAAAAAUCAGGGACAAAUGAAUCUUUAACUGGUUUUAUUAUCUCUAGAGUCUCCUGUACAUGUAGAGCCCCUUCGACACAAUGUUGUUUCCUAGAUAGGGUUUCUAGCACUGCACCGCAUGUGAGGGGUUCAUCUCAAUAAACUACACAAUAUUUAUGUUUUUCUUUGUUCUGUUAUAAAGGUCUUCGGGUAUCUGCCACCAAAGAUUCUGAAAAUUAUGCAAUGGGACAAACCACUAAGUUGUACUGUAUGAGCAACAGUUUGCUUGAAACACAUUUUUCAAUGUAUUUUCAAAUCUUUAAACAAUUGUCAUGGUUGCAUGAAUGUUUUAUAGUUCCUUUUAGACGGGUGCACAAAAGCUUAAUUCUUAAAUAACUGGAGAAGAUCGAACAUAUCUCGUUUUCAUGAUCUUACUAAUAUUUAAAAUAGGAAAUCAUGUCAAAAAUAUAGAUUAUUUGAUAGCUUGUGAUGCACUGAUAGGGUGGAAACACUGAAUGAACUGAGCGAGAUUUAUUCACAUACUUUACUGAGAGAGAACAGUAUCACUCCACCAGUGAAUUUUGUAUUUUAAAGGCAAAAUUGUGCUCAGCUGCACCCGCAUCUGGUUAUAUGUAGUAAUAUGUACGCUAACGUCUCUUUUUAAUAUUUUUAAAAUUCAGUUUUCUAUGUUAAUCUCUGUUUCUUUGUUAAUUAUAUCAGGAUAAAUAAUGGCACUGCAUCAUUGAGAAAUGACAGUGACUAAUAUUCAGUAUUCAGCACAUUUAGCACCUGGUUGAAAUGCUACAAAAUCGGGCCGUUUCAAUGCUUAAUCUGUUAUCAAAUAUACAGGGAAUCUGCUUUUGCCAAAACAGUGUAGAAUCUCCCAAGUAGAGUAAUUUAAUUGCUAUUUUGUGAACUCUUAUGUAUUGUCAACUCUGGCAUUGUCGGUGUGUAUGUAAAUCUCUCUCUCUGACCUGUUUACAUCAGAGCUAUAAUAUUCUUGCCUGGUAAGCUCUAUAUUUGAAUCGUUUUGAAUAAAGAAAUAUUUAUCAGGCCUUUGAGCAAACAGCUGCAAGAGGUCUAGUCUCUAUUCACCUGAAUGAAAACUGUGUGAAUGUUGAAAGUGACUCCAUCUGAAUGGUCAAGGUUCUGAAAUUUAAAACUCAGAUGUUGCACAUGAAAUCUAUAUUUCAACAGAAAGUUCAUUUUGGUAGCUUAGGAUACUCUGUCUUAACAUGCAGUUCUCUGUAAGAAACACCCUGUCAAGAAGCCUUCAAAAAGCAUAUUAAAAUUAAAAUGAUACUGAACUUA